Messenger RNA from Sceloporus undulatus (fence lizard), 2313 nucleotides. Its product is annotated as serpin B10-like. The record is from RefSeq and is a predicted model, not a curated record. Gene Ontology annotation, biological process: negative regulation of endopeptidase activity. Gene Ontology annotation, molecular function: serine-type endopeptidase inhibitor activity. The transcript is spliced from 7 exons. Bases 94 to 1350 code for a protein of 418 amino acids. NCBI's taxonomy places the organism in Eukaryota, Metazoa, Chordata, Lepidosauria, Squamata, Phrynosomatidae.
AGCAACGGGGGUUGAGUGACUAUUCCCAGUGAAUUUAGAAAUGAACAGUCUGAAUUAUAAUUUUGUAUCUUAUUUAAAUAGGUUGAAAUAGGGAUGGAGGCUCUGGUGAUAGCAAACACUGGCUUUGCCAUUGAAUUUUUCAAGCACGUGUGCAACAAUGAAAGCACCAAAAAUAUUCUGUUUUCACCCUGGAGUAUUUCAUCUGUCAUGGCCAUUGUGUAUCUUGGGGCCAAAGGACGCACAGCAGACCAGAUAGCAGAGGUGUUUCAGUUUGAUAAAGCUGGGGGCAUUGAGACCACUCAGAUUAGGAGACAACCACGAGCAUAUUCUAAAAUGGAGGAGCUGCUGUAUAACCCUUGCAUCUCUAUUCACAAGUUUAAGGCAUCCAUUGAAACAUCAAGCAACGUUCAUUCAAGAUUCCAGUCUCUUAGCCAAGAAAUCAACCAACCCGCAAAACAUUUUUUGCUUAGAAAUGUCCAUCAACUUUAUGGAGACAAAUCAGCAUCUUUCCGAAAAGAAUUCUUACAAUCAGUGAAGGAAUAUUAUAAUGCAAAGCCACAAGCAGUAAACUUCCAACAAGCUGCAGAAGAUGUCAGAAAAGAGAUCAAUGCCUGGGUUGAACACCAGACAGAAGGUAAAAUAAAAAACCUGUUAAAUGAAGGCUCUGUAGAUUCACUGACUCAGCUGGUCUUGGUGAAUGCACUGUACUUCAGAGGAAACUGGUCAAAGACAUUCAAGAAAGAAAACACAACAGAACAGCCUUUCAGACUGAAUAAGAGCACAAGUAAGCCAGUGAAGAUGAUGUUCCAGCAUGAUACAUUUAAUUGGAACUACAUACAAGAAUUACAGACUCAAAUUCUUGAGCUCCCCUAUCUAAAAAAUGACCUCAGCAUGUUUAUACUACUCCCUGAUGACAUUACUGAUGGUAGCACUGGUCUGGAAAGGCUAGAAAGAGCAUUGACUUACGAGGCCUUAUCCAAAUGGACUAGCCCAGAGGAAAUGGAAGAAGUGGACGCCAAUGUGUAUCUCCCUAGGGCCCAACUAGAAGAUCACUAUGAGCUGAAGUCAGUUUUGAGCAACAUGGGAGUAACGAAUGCCUUCAGCACAAGCCAAGCUGAUUUCACUGGGAUGUCUGAGAAAAGCAAGCUGGUUCUGUCCCAGGUUUUCCACAAGUGCUUUGUUGACAUAAAUGAAGAGGGCACAGAGGCUGCAGCUUCAAGCACUGCUAACGUAGAUGGACGAAGUGACCAGGGUGCCAUUUUGUUUGCAGCUGAUCACCCUUUCCUGUUUUUCAUCAGGCAUAACAAAACCAAGAGCAUUCUCUUCUUUGGCAGGUUCUGUCAUCCCUAAAGCAUUGCAGCUUUUUGCUUAGCAAACAGGAAGGAUCUUGCUGCAGCACAAAAUACACAACAUAGGCAGAGUUUGUACAAAUAUGUCUAAAUAGAGGGAGGUUUCUUCAUUUUCCUGUACUUGUGGGGAGAGGCAGAGCGUACAUAUGGCUACUGCUGAUAUGCUCAGCAAGAAGUCAAGUCACUGUUUAAAAAAAUGUGGAAACCUUCCAAAACCACCCAUGACAUGAUCUGCAUUUUAUUCUUUGUAACGCACAUCAAUCUUUGUAAAUUGUAUUUUUUAAUAUAAAUAUGGGCUAGAGUAAUAAGCUAGAUCUAAUUCUUUUCAAACUGUGAACCUUUUUUAAAAAGUAGUCUUGGAAAUCAAUGAAUUUAUAUCACCAUCCUCCUGGUUAUAUUUUUGUAAACUAAUGAUUAUCACACUUGGUAUUACAUUGUAUAGUAUAAACAGUAGAUUGCAAUUACUGUAUAUUGGGUGAUUUUAAUUUAUUGCAACAAAAUAUUUUGUUUUGUUGUUUCAUCCUUUUUUAAUACUAUGUUUUAUGAUUUCUUAACAUUGUCGUAUUGUCAAACUCUCUGGGAUUUUUGAAAUGAAAAACAUUACAGCUUGAGUAUCCCUUAUUUUGUAAUCCAAAAUGCUAGAAAAUCCAAAAUUCUCCACAUUCCUGGCUGAGAGUGUGGCACCUUUGCUUUCUGAUGGCUCAAUGUACACAAAUAUUGUUUCAUGUUCAAAAUUAUUUUAAAAUAUUGUGUGUUACAUUACCUUCAGGCUAUGUGCACAUAAAGCAUAAAUGAAUUCUGUGUUUAGGUUUGGGUUCCAUUUCCAAGAUAUCUCAUUAUCUAAAUGCAAAUAUUCUAAAAUCUGGAAAAAAAAAUCCCAAACACCUCUGGUCCCAACUAUGUCAGAUAAAGAAGUCUCAACCUGUAUAGAAAUAUCUUAAUAAAAAUUUAUAUACAUUGAAAA